UAGACCUUAUCGUUCGAUAAGCCCGCUCAUUUAUAUACAACCUAAUGAAGGUUCGUGAAACUUAGUCUUCCAGAUUCGACCGUACGAUUCGAAGCGCAAGAUGAGAUUAUCCCUAGUGCUAGUGUUGGCUCUGGCGGCCAUCGUGACCGCCGACGACGAAAUUGACUGGCACAAGCUCCGUCCGGCAUGGCGCAUGCCACGUUACUGGAGACGCCUCCCGAAGGAGGUCAUGGCACAGCUCGCCAGUGAGACGAAGGACCUGCCCAGACAUCGCCCGGAGGGCAGAAUCGUUGGUGGAUACUUUGCAACGCCUGGACAGUUCCCGUACCAGGUUGUGGUUAUUGCGAACUUCCCUGAGGGUGGAGCCCUUUGCGGAGGCUCGGUUCUGUCACAGAACUACAUUCUUACUGCCGCCCACUGUGUCGAUCUGGCUAACGGCGGUACUGUUAUUCUUGGUGCCCACGAUCGUACCGAUAUCAGCGAGGCAGGUCAGGUUCGCAUUCCGUUCACUGCUGCUGGAAUAAACUAUCACCCGAGUUGGGAUCCAUCCCUGAUCCGUUACGAUAUCGCUACCGUCCGCCUGCUGACCCCGGUUCAGCUGUCUGACCGUAUCGUGCCAGUAACUUUGCCUCGGUGGAGUGAUGCCGGAACCGACUUCGCAGGAAUAACGGGCACCGUGUCCGGUUUCGGUCGUUUUUCGGAUGACAUCAACGCUGCCUCCGAUGUGUUGCGCUACGUAACUAAUCCAAUUCAGACAAACACUGCAUGUAACAUCCGUUUCUUGGGUCUGAUCCAAGCGGAGAACAUCUGUCUAUCUGGCGAUAAUGGACGUGGAGCUUGCAGCGGUGAUUCCGGUGGUCCAUUGACCAUCUCUCGUGAUGGACAGACCGUCCAGGUCGGUGUGGUGUCGUUCGGCUUGGCCCUCGGAUGUGAACGUAACUGGCCUUCGGUGUUUGCUCGUACGACCUCUUUCUUGCAAUGGAUCCAGGCCAACUCCGAUGUGAUCAUUCAAGCCUAAUUGACUCAUUUCGAUCUAAGAUUUUGAUAAGCAUAAUAAAUGUUGUGUUUGAAAGGACUGUA
Messenger RNA from Armigeres subalbatus, 1080 nucleotides. RefSeq names its product brachyurin-like. NCBI's taxonomy places the organism in Eukaryota, Metazoa, Arthropoda, Insecta, Diptera, Culicidae. The transcript has 2 exons. Gene Ontology annotation, molecular function: serine-type endopeptidase activity. Bases 101 to 1018 code for a protein of 305 amino acids. Gene Ontology annotation, biological process: proteolysis. The record is from RefSeq and is a predicted model, not a curated record.